This is a messenger RNA of Coturnix japonica (Japanese quail), 2993 nucleotides long. RefSeq names its product amyloid beta precursor protein binding family A member 3 (gene APBA3). Gene Ontology annotation, cellular component: plasma membrane; cytoplasm; dendritic spine. Gene Ontology annotation, biological process: chemical synaptic transmission. Gene Ontology annotation, molecular function: protein binding; amyloid-beta binding. NCBI's taxonomy places the organism in Eukaryota, Metazoa, Chordata, Aves, Galliformes, Phasianidae. The record is from RefSeq and is a predicted model, not a curated record.
ACAACGGGACACAACGGGACACAACGGGACACGGCGGGACACGCGUGCGCACCGGCCGCGCCCGGAAGUGGUUGCUGGGUAGGCCCGGAAGUGGUUCGGGGUCGGCCCGCUCCGUGAGUCCCGUCCCGUUCGGUUCCGGGUUCCGUUCCGGUUCCGUUCCGGUUCCGUCCCUCCCCCCCCCAUGUCCCCCCGUCCCGCCGUCUCCCCGUGCACAGCGCCGUGGGUUCCCAGCCGCCCAUGGACACCGACGCUCAGCCCGGUGCCGUCCAACCCGCGGUUCGGCUGGACGGGCCCGAACCGGGCGGUUCCGCGGGUCGGCGGAGCGGCCCGGAGCCGGGAGCGGGGCCGGGUUCGGCCGUGAGCGUUAACGGGGGGAACGGAGCGGGAGCGGGAGGGGAGAUGGAGCAGGCGGUGACUGUGGGAGCAGAGCGGACACCGAGCACCGGGAGCGACCCCCGGGACACGGGACCGGCCCGACCCGCCACCGGCGCCGUGGAGCUGGACGAGGAGCCGGAGCUGCAGGUUCUGCUGCCCGGGAUGGAGCCGCCCGGUCCCGCUCCGCGCGAUGUCCCGGUGCCGCGGUGCCGGCCCUGCCCGCUGCACGUGGCCACGGGCCGGGGCCUGGCGGUGCGUUCCUGCUGCUCGCCGCGCUCCCGGCCCCGCCGCGGGUUGUUGUUCGCCGAGGCCGACAGGGACGAUCUGCUGAACCUGCUGCGCUACGAGGGGGGGCCCGAGCCCGACACCGACACGGCCCUGACCCGCUCCGAGCUCCUGACCGGCACCGGGCUGCACGCGCUGCGGACACCGGAGGAGCGCGGUGCUGACGGGCCGGGCGGCCCCGAGGAAAAUCCUCCUGUCAGCCGGAUUCAUGGGGAUGGGGACAGACCCGGCUGCGGGGGCAGCGGGUUCAGCUCAACGGAGCCACCGUGGGCAGAACUGACUCCUGCCGUGAGCCCGGACACGGAGCAGCCGCCACAACGUGUGACCAACAAGGAAUCCCCCCCCUCCUGCCUGGCCUUCAAAGAAGUUCCAGGCCCCUGUGACCCGGAGGAUCUGCUGGACGGUGUCAUUUUUGGGGCAAAAUACCUGGGCUCCACACAGCUGGUUUCAGAGAGGAACCCGCCCACCAGCGUCCGCAUGGCGCAGGCACAGGAGGCUGUGGACAGAAUCAAGGCACCAGAGGGAGAGUCCCAGCCCAUGACAGAGGUGGAUCUGUUUGUCUCCACACAGAGGAUCAAGGUGCUGACAGCUGACACGCAGGAGGCCAUGAUGGAUCACUCCCUGCAGACCAUCUCCUACAUCGCCGACAUCGGCUCCCUUGUGGUGCUCAUGGCACGCCGCAAGCUGCCUCAAAGGGCGGAGGCAGCGGAGGAGAAGCGGCUCUACAAGAUGAUCUGCCACGUCUUCCACUCGGCUGAUGCCCAGAUCAUCGCUCAGGCCAUCGGGCAGGCAUUUGGUGUGGCCUACCAGCGCUUCCUGGAGGCCAACAGCAUCGACCCGAGCGAGCUGAGCCCUCGCCAGUACAGCCGUGCCCUUGAAGACCAGGAGCAGCACAACGCAGAGCUGACACACUUCUCCCGGCAGGAGAACUGCAAGGAUGUCUGCAUCCGGAAGCAGAAGGGGGAGAUUCUGGGCAUCGCCAUCGUGGAGUCGGGCUGGGGCUCCAUCCUGCCCACCGUUGUCAUCGCCAACCUGAUGCACGGGGGCCCCGCAGAGAGGUCGGGUGAGCUGAGCAUCGGGGACCGCCUCAUGUCCAUCAACGGGACGAGCCUGGUGGGGCUGCCCCUCACCACCUGCCAGAGCAUCAUCCGGGAGCUGAAGCACCGGACAGAGGUGACGCUGAACAUAGUGCACUGCUCCCCUGUCACCACCGCUGUCAUCCGGCGCCCUGACACCAAGUACCAGCUGGGCUUCUGUGUGGAGAACGGUGUGAUCUGCAGCCUGAUGCGUGGGGGCAUCGCUGAGAAGGGCGGCAUCCGUGUGGGGCACCGCAUCAUUGAGAUCAACGGGCAGAGCGUGGUGGCCACACCGCACGAGAAGAUCAUCCAGAUGCUCACGCAGGCGGUCAGCGAGGUCCACAUCAAGACCAUGCCGGCCUCCACGUACCGCCUGCUGACGGGGCAGGAGCAGCCCGUCUUCCUCUGAGUGCUGCCUGUGCCCGGCUGUCACUGCACACACCCCUGGGGCCACAGCUCUGCCUGCUGCCCCAGCGCCGCCAGCAGAGGGCCCAAUCCUGCACCCUUUCUGUUGGACUCAGGGUGCAAUGGGAGGCUGUGGGCCAAUGCUCAGCCUGAGCAGCGUUAGGGCCCACGGUGCUCGUGACCCUUCUCCAUCUCCAUUCACCCCUCUCUGCCUCAGUGCCUGCGCAGUGCCGUCCCCCUGCUCCACAGGGUCCCUUGCCCCGGCCUGGUGCUGGCAGGGGAGGGGGGACCCUGCACGAAAGGCCACCCCCCUUUCCAUCACUAUAGAUUGUGCUUUUACACUCACCAAAGGUGCCUUUUCCCAGCUCCAGGAGCUCAUCCCAGGCAGCCCUGAGCAGCUCUGCCUCUGCACACCGAGGUGUGGGUUCACGCUGGCACCCCAAGGGAGAGCCAGCAGCCCCCGGACUCAGCCUUAAGGGCAGCAGCACCCUCAGCACCUGCUCCUCCUCCCCAGCUUCGCCAGGGGUCUGCUGGGCUGCAACCACCGCCCUGUUAUCCCUGCUGCACCCAGCUGGGAAACUACCUCUGCUUGCUCAGCACUGCCUUGAACUGUUCUGCUCACACAGCGGGGUAUCGGCCCUCAGGGCUGUUCCUUAAUGCAACCAAAGGGAACACGGCGUUGUUACGUCCCACAGAGCUUGGGGAUGUGAACCCCACAGACCAGCCUGCAGCUGAGGGCUCUGUGGGGAUGUUGUUCACGAGGGCACAGCUGGGACCCUUUGCCUGAGGUGUCUGUCACAACUUUGCCUGUGCUUGGUUGGGGUAAAAAAUAAAAGUCUGGGGAAUGUUGGA